Molecule: messenger RNA, 1366 nt
Organism: Malania oleifera
Lineage: Eukaryota; Viridiplantae; Streptophyta; Magnoliopsida; Santalales; Ximeniaceae
Product: GATA transcription factor 9-like
Exons: 2
Coding region: 202-1101 (299 amino acids)
Biological process (GO): positive regulation of DNA-templated transcription
Cellular component (GO): nucleus
Molecular function (GO): zinc ion binding; sequence-specific DNA binding
Source: RefSeq, a predicted model, not a curated record
CUCAAAAUCCUCCAGUCUCUCAGCUUCAGUCCCCGUGUCAUCCCCUUCCAACCAUACCACCCACCUCUCUCUUUCUCUCUCUAAAAUUAGCCUUUUCUCUCUCCACACACACCUCUCUCUCUCUCUCUCUCUCUGCAUUUCUCGCUCUCUCGCUAAAGUGGAAAAGAAGCCCUGUCUUAGGCUCCGAGCCUUGUCUGAGCAAUGGACCAGUUCGCCGUCGAAGACCUCCUCGAUUUCCCCAACGACGACGCUUUGAUCACCGACGAAUUCUUCGACUCCGUCACCGGCAACUCCACCGACUCCUCCACAGUCACCGGCGUCGACAGCUACAACUCCGCCGCCUCCGCUCGCGAACAGCCUCAUUUCUCCGGCAACAUCGCCAGCCGGCCCUUCGCCGACGCUCAAUUCCCCAGCGACGAACUCUGCGUGCCGUGUGAUGACUUGGCUGAGCUUGAAUGGUUGUCAAACUUCGUGGAGGAAUCGUUUUCAAGCGAAGACUUGCAGAAGCUCCAGCUUCUCUCCGGACUCAAAGCUCCGGCCCACUCAUCCUCCUCCGAAAUUCAUCCUAUCGACCCCGAGAACCGAACCCGAGUCACCGCGCCCAUGCUCCGGCCCGACGUGUCCGUCCCCGGCAAGGCACGGAGCAAGCGGUCACGCGCCGCCCCAUGCGACUGGUCUUCGCGCCUCCUGGUGCUCUCCCCGGCGAUGUCCUCCUCUGAGUUAGAGCCGGCGAAGAAACCCGGCAAAAUGAAGAAGAGAGAGAGCUCGGAGAACUCCGAGGGGCGGAAAUGCUUGCAUUGCGCGACGGAGAAGACCCCGCAGUGGCGGACGGGGCCCAUGGGUCCUAAAACGCUGUGCAACGCUUGUGGGGUUCGGUUCAAGUCGGGUCGGUUGGUACCCGAAUACCGACCCGCCGCGAGCCCGACCUUCGUUUCCACAAAGCAUUCGAAUUCGCACCGGAAGGUUAUGGAGCUCCGAAGGCAGAAGGAGUUCCAAAGAGCCCCGCAGCAGCCAUUCGUUUGUCAGAAUACCAUUUUCGGGGUAUCGGACGUUGGAGAUUACUUGAUAGUUGACCCGUCUUCAUACGGGUCCGGCUUUUAGGGGUCUGAUCUAGUGGGUGUCGGUAUAGGACCCGGGUCGGAGUUUUUCAUUUAGCACAUUUUUGUAGUUUUUUUUUAAAAAAAGUCAAAAAUUUGCAAUUUUAGUUUUUUUUUUUUAAAUUGAAAAAUAGGGGAAAAAUUAGGGGGAGAAGGGGGAAUCGUUAAGUGUUAAGACUUAAGAGUACUCAAUAGUGUUCUCUAAUAUUCUCAUUUUUUAACUGCUGUAUUUGGAAAUUUUAGAAUUAAUCAAUUUCCAUUGGUGGAAA